Cladophialophora immunda is the source of this 1440-nucleotide messenger RNA. RefSeq lists its product as uncharacterized. NCBI's taxonomy places the organism in Eukaryota, Fungi, Ascomycota, Eurotiomycetes, Chaetothyriales, Herpotrichiellaceae. Bases 1 to 1440 code for a protein of 479 amino acids. The record is from RefSeq and is a predicted model, not a curated record. Gene Ontology annotation, molecular function: RNA binding. The transcript is spliced from 4 exons.
AUGGCUCCGUUCCAGGCCGACGACAACGUCGUCUUUUUGUACCACUGUCUCCAAAACGCCGCUGGAAAGAUCGACUGGAAUGCGGUGGCCAUUGCGACAGGAUCGACCAGAGGAGCCGUGGAAAUGCGCUGGAGGCGACUCAAGAAGAAGAUCGAGGGCGACACUAACACUGGACAGCCUGCGACGCCAACACCAGUCCAACCUUCUCAAGGGCUGAAGACUAGCCCGAGAAAGAGGCAGAAUACCGGAACUCGUAAGCGCAAGAUGGAAGCUUCCGAUUAUGAAGAUGAUGCAGAUGGUACAGGACCUCCCCAAGUGGACGGUCAGGUUGAUCCCAAACCUUCCGCCCCUCUCAGUCGAACUCGGGGAAGGAAAUCGAAAUAUGAUAUCAAAGCUUGCUUGGCCAACGAUGAGGAUUCCAGCGAUAUCAAAUCUUCAGAAAGCGACGAGGAUUAUGUUACCAGCGCCAAAGCGAUCAAGUCUGAAGAUGAUGACCUGUUUAUGUUCGACUCCGGAGAUGAUCUGAAGCCGAAGGCAAAGCGAAACAAAACGUCGCCGCCAUUGCUCCCCAAGGUGCAGCUUCGCCAGGCUGAUGCUCGCGCCGGACGAUUACACAUUGGAAAUCUUCCUUUUGGAACCACGGAAAGUGACCUCAGACGGUUCUUCAAGGGAUUCAAUGUCGAGUCUGUCGCCACUUUUACCAAACCGCGUAACACACGUGAAACUGGCUAUGCCUUAGUCGACCUCAAGUCGUCUGAAGAUGCAGAAGAAGCUGUCCGAUCUCUAUCACCCAUGCAGCUCCGUGGAAGAAAGGUCACAAUAGGAGUUGACAGAAACUAUACGCCGAGAGCCACCACCAAACCGCCCAAUGCCCAUAAUCAACUUCAGACGGCCAUCGAGAAAGCGGCGCCACCCUCGAAUGCCAACAAUGUUCAACAAAAGCCACCUGCUGUACCCAAAGCGAAGGCUAAGUCUUGCAUGCAUCCCUCGGACAGACCCCUUCCAAGCAUCGAAUAUUCUCCACCAGCCACUCCGUUGAGUAGUGCCUUCACGAGCGAGAAGCAAGGAGUCGUCGAUGCGGAGAGCGAAAUCACUCUGCGGAUCCUGAAACCUGGGAUGGUUCUCACGCUGCCGCCUAAAAGUCGACCUCAGGUUUUGGACAACACCGCCGACUGGCCGGUCUCCAAGCAAGAUCUGCCAUUCUCUCUUAUCUCGGUCACGCCCUCCGUGUCUAUGAUGAGCCGGUCCACAACUACAGACUCUAUCGGCAAGAUGCUCCAGCAGGAUCUAGCUGACCAUGUCGAGAUCCGGCCCGAAGACAGCAUCUCCAACAUAGCUGUUCGUCCGGAACAGGAUUCUAACCCCGCGACUGUUACGCCCACAGGCAUCAUGACGAAUACAGUUCGAUUCUUCAAAGGACUUUUGGCUUCUCAAACGUAG